This is a messenger RNA of Emericellopsis atlantica, 970 nucleotides long. RefSeq lists its product as uncharacterized. NCBI's taxonomy places the organism in Eukaryota, Fungi, Ascomycota, Sordariomycetes, Hypocreales, Bionectriaceae. The transcript has 2 exons. Bases 121 to 621 code for a protein of 166 amino acids. The record is from RefSeq and is a predicted model, not a curated record.
CCAGACCUUUUUUGCUCUUGUUUCUGAUCUCCUGCUAUCCGCAGGCUGUGCCUUCUGGCCAGUCACAAGAUAAAAACAACUACACAACCACUACUCUACGCAACUCUCCGGCCACCGACCAUGUCGGUGGUGCAGGACCUUCUGGCUUGGUGGUGGGCCACUUGCCUCUUGCUAGGCAUCUGGCUCGCCCCCAUGGUCCUCGUCGACCGCUCUGCGGUCGGCGCGGGCCCUUCUGGUCUGUUCGAUGGACUUUGGUCUCGUCGGGAACUGGUGUCUGGCAAGAAACAGUCUGUUCUUGUUGCCCCUCACAGUACCUCCGCUACGGCCCAUGGUUUGGAGUCGCUCUUUGCGCUCUCGAAUGUCAUUGGAAUUUCUGGUCAAGAUGAACCCUUCACUGGGCAUGCUCAUCUCGCGACUGUUGAUCGUCUCUCCGCCUCGCUCUCACGCGUGCAGAGUCUUGGUGCGCUUUCUCGAUUGUGCAACCUAUUGGCUGAGGCUAACAUCACGCCAGGACAACGCUUGUUCUUUGGGAACAACGUCACGUCUGGGACCCUGAUUGGGAAGGACAGGUUGACGACGGCGAGUCGGGAAGCCUACACGGGACGUCCUCUGUCUGUCUAGUAAUGGUGCACGCCUGCCAGCAACAUGGCGGGCGGCAUCGUGAAACACGGAUAGGAGGCUCAUCAGUACUCUGAAGUAUCUGACAACGAGGGAUUGCCUUUCGGGGCACUCUUCAAAACCUGGGGAAGCCAUGCUUUAGUGCUUGGCCCGUAUCGAGGAUGUUUGGAUGUGUUCGCAGGAGGGAUUGGCUGGCUGUCUGUCACCAGAUAUACGGUGGCUGGCUGGCUGGGCCCGCCUGCACCUCCACCACAAACGCUGUGAGGGCGCGACGACUUGACUGUUUCCUUUGUCUCAUGAUAUACACCUAUGAAAGAACAUGAAUUGAUGAUUUAUGUCAAUUGCUCCAUCG